AUGCUGAUGCUGCACAUGCCUGAGAGCCCGCGCAAGGGCGAGCGCUACGUUCACACUGCGGGCUACGAAGCCACCUUUGCACAGCUUCCAGUGCCCGGUACGUUUGUCGUUGCGGGCCCGGCUCCACGCCCGGCGCGUAUCCGCUUUAACGUUCGAGGCCUCGACGCGCCGCUCUCAUGGCCGCUCUGCGCUCACGACGCCGCGCAGAUAAGCGCGCUGUACCCUGACAAGACCGUUCCGUCCGUCGACAUGGACUUGGGCCCGCGCUGCAUGGACUCGUUCGACACAGCGAACGACGAUAUGUAG
Messenger RNA from Saprolegnia diclina VS20, 306 nucleotides. RefSeq lists its product as hypothetical. The record is from RefSeq and is a predicted model, not a curated record. The transcript has a single exon. The coding region runs from base 1 to 306 and encodes 101 amino acids. NCBI's taxonomy places the organism in Eukaryota, Oomycota, Saprolegniomycetes, Saprolegniales, Saprolegniaceae.